GUGAGAGAGAGAGAGAGAGAGAGAGAGAGAGAGAGAGAGAGAGAGAGAGAGAGAGAGAGAGAGUGUAAAAAUGGCGGCGCCCAUGGAGGUGAUCGUGAGCAGUGACUCGGGCUCGCAGCUGUGGAACUGCGCGGUGUCGGAGCUGCACAGCGGCAGCAGCCUCCUCUCCUACCGGGGAGGCAACACGGCGUGCCGCGGCCUGGCGCUGCUGGGCUCCGACUACAUCCUGGGAGCCCAGCUGGGCAAGAACUUCAUCAACGUGUGGGAGCUGCAGAGGAAGGAUCAGCUGCAGCAGAAGAUCGUUUGUCCCGGCGUGGUCACGUGUCUGACCGCCGCGCCCAACGGCCUGUACCUGGCCGCCGGCAUCGCCGAGGCCGUUUACCUGUGGGAGGUUUCCAGCGGGAACCUGCUGGCCGUGCUGAGUCGGCACUACCAGGAUCUCACCUGCCUGCGCUUCACCGACGACAGCAGCCACUUCGUCUCUGGGGGGAAAGACAACCUGGCGCUGGUCUGGAGUCUGGCCAGUGUGGUCCAGCUGGAUUUGAACCACACGCCGGAGCCUCGCCACGUCCUGUCCCGCCACUCACUGCCCAUCACAGACCUGCACUGUGGGCUGAUGGGACCGCAGGCCCGAGUCGCCACUGCCUCGCUGGACCAAACUGUGAAGCUUUGGGAGCUGUCCUCAGGUGAGCUGCUUCUGUCCGUCCUCUUUGAUGUCGGGAUCAUGUCCGUGACCCUUGACCCUUGCGAGUACUUCCUGUUCUGUGGUGGCAGCGAUGGCAACAUUUUCCAGGUGUCCCUGUGCAGCCAGAGUCUGAGUCGGGACAAGGCCUUCCAGUCAGACAACGACGGCAACCAGGUGUUCAAAGGUCACAGGAACCUGGUGACCUGCCUGUCGGUGUCCAUGGACGGGACGCUCCUUCUGUCAGGGUCCCACGACGAGACUGUCCGGCUGUGGGACGUCCAGAGCAAGCAGAGCAUUCGCUGCAUCAGCCAUAAAGGUGCGGUGACCAACGCCGUCAUCACGCCGGCUCCGGCCAACAUGUUCCUGCCGGACAGCCGGCCGGCCGCCGCCCUGCCGCGCUUCAGCCGCCACCUGCACACCUCCGAGGGGGAGGGGGGCGAGUCGGGAGGGGUGUGUGUCCGGCCGGGACUCUUCACACAGGAUGAAGACGAGACGCACCUGCAGAAGGCCGAGCGACUCUAUUCGCUGAUGAAUGCUGUGACAGACAAGGCGGUGUUUGGCGACGGCGAGAACACGAAGGUCCGAGUCGCCGAGCUCGAGGAGGAAGUUCAGACUCUGAAGAAAAUCAACAAGGACCUUUACGACUUCUCCAGCCAGCUGCUCACCAAGCCCACAUAGACACACACACACAGACACACACACACACACACACACACACACACACACACAAACUGUAAACUAUAAUCACUGAGAUUAAAAGUCUUUUUUGUAAAACUG
Messenger RNA from Myripristis murdjan (pinecone soldierfish), 1462 nucleotides. RefSeq names its product WD repeat domain 18 (gene wdr18). The record is from RefSeq and is a predicted model, not a curated record. Gene Ontology annotation, biological process: DNA-templated DNA replication; rRNA processing. Gene Ontology annotation, cellular component: rixosome complex; nuclear pre-replicative complex. The coding region runs from base 71 to 1363 and encodes 430 amino acids. NCBI's taxonomy places the organism in Eukaryota, Metazoa, Chordata, Actinopteri, Holocentriformes, Holocentridae. Gene Ontology annotation, molecular function: protein binding. The transcript is spliced from 11 exons.